CCAUCUUUUUUCUCAGACAGGCUUAGGCAGACAACAGCAAAAGCAAACAUGUCGACCGCUGUGGAACUUCCAGCACCAGUGCGAGUCUCGCCCCUCAUCAAAUUCGGACGCUGGAGUCUGCUGACCGUGGGCAUCCUCUAUGGCAUGAGCAGACACCGUUCGCUGGCCAAGAAAGAGGCCGCGCUCAGGGAAGUGGAGGCCAAGAGGCAGGCUGAACUCGCCCCCAAGUUGGCUGCCGAGAAGGCCCGUUUGUCCAAACAAGAGCUGGAUGACCUGGCUAGAGCUGCUGGAGUCACCGUCACCAACUGAGAUGGAUGGCUGACCUUUCAUUCUGUGUAGAUGGAGAUCGAGUCCUUGAUUCUGUGUAUAUAAAAGAGUUAAUUAAUACAUAAUAUUCGUUUAAAAUCUAAAAA
Cloeon dipterum is the source of this 413-nucleotide messenger RNA. RefSeq names its product ATP synthase, subunit E (gene ATPsynE). Gene Ontology annotation, biological process: proton motive force-driven ATP synthesis. The record is from RefSeq and is a predicted model, not a curated record. Gene Ontology annotation, molecular function: proton transmembrane transporter activity. The coding region runs from base 49 to 309 and encodes 86 amino acids. NCBI's taxonomy places the organism in Eukaryota, Metazoa, Arthropoda, Insecta, Ephemeroptera, Baetidae. The transcript has a single exon.